Cladophialophora immunda is the source of this 2214-nucleotide messenger RNA. RefSeq lists its product as uncharacterized. The record is from RefSeq and is a predicted model, not a curated record. The coding region runs from base 206 to 1681 and encodes 491 amino acids. Gene Ontology annotation, molecular function: protein binding. The transcript is spliced from 2 exons. NCBI's taxonomy places the organism in Eukaryota, Fungi, Ascomycota, Eurotiomycetes, Chaetothyriales, Herpotrichiellaceae.
CGUGCGCCCUGGUGUCUUUCUCACCAACGUCAAACUGUCCGACCAGCUUGUAUUUUCUAGCUUUGCUGUUUGUCUUCUGCGCCAUUACCGGACGUGUGAAUGGUAUCCUCGUUUACUUUAGGAGACUCCUUUGAACUGAACACCUCUCCGACCAAUUGACCUAGCAUCUCCCGUGUUACACCUUCAGACAAACCCAUAUUCCACAAUGGAACCCGAACUCCCUCCUCUCUCGCAGUCCACCCGAUCAGCAGCAGCAGAUCUAGCCCGGUCUCGGGUCGCUCCACCGCUCACGCGCAAGAGGACACAUCCCGACCAGGACGACGAGGCUGCCAUGUCCAGCGAUCCCGCUCUGUUCUCCAGCGAUGAGGCAGCCCCCGGCGCCGAGAACUAUGUCUUGGGAAAGAGGAAGAAACGCACCUUCAAGGGGUCGUGGUGGGAUCGCCACCCGGCCGAGCCAGGAACCAGGGAAGGUCUAAGGGAACGGCGCCAGUUCAGGCGCAAUUUCGACUCGGGGAUCUUCAUGGGCAGUGAGAGUGAGGAUGCCCUCUCGAGUGAUCCGAUCACGAUAGAGGAGGAGUUUCUGAGGGAUCAACGAGAGGACAAAGACAAUGGUAAACGGACUGGACCCUUCGCAUCCUCGCCAGAAGAGGAGAGCCAAAUGAAGCCGAGAACAAAGCUAGAUCCCCGGACCAUGGUUCAGAUCCCCAAGGAGCAUGAGCAGGUUUGCAAGAUCAUCAGGCAGUGUCUCGAUCGCGGAAAAGAGGAUGUGGACUUGUCAUCAAUGUCUCUGUCGAGUCUACCCGCUGAUGUCACAUCGCUUCAGACACUCAGCAAACAAGACGAGCUAGCUCCAGGUAUGCUGGACAUUGGUACUAACCUUGAACCUCAAUUACGACUGUUCCUGGGCAACAAUUGCUUUACAAGAGUGCCAACUCCCAUCUUCAGCCUGCACAAUCUCCGUGUCUUGUCUCUCCGCAACAACAAUCUCACAUAUAUCCCGAGUGCAAUAGGGGAACUGGUCAACCUCGAGUCUUUGAACAUCGCUGGUAAUCAGUUGUCUGAGCUGCCCUCGGAGAUCCUCGACCUUGUCACUGAACACAAGUUGCAAGAGCUUAGGAUACACCCAAAUCCUUGGCGAAUCGUCGAUGGAGUGACGAUUGACAAGAUUAUAUGCUGGGAUUUUUUUGGAGAUAUAGCAUUUCGGAGGCCGCAAGCUCGGGUCUUCGAGAAGAGUAGUCUCUUCCCGCCGAACUCCCCUCAAAUCCCUACACUCACCGAAUUAGCUCUUCUGCAUCUCGCCAGCUAUGACCCACUAGGCGACAUCGACUUUGUCACCUACAUGCCACCAAACACACCCGAAAAUGUGUUGAACCAGUUGAGACUACUUAGGCAGCAGCCUGCACGUCGGUGCACCGCCUGCAAAAAGAGAAUCGUGUUGGCGCGAGAAGAAUGGCUGGAAUACUGGUUCAUUGAGUAUGCAGAGAACGGCGAAUUCCCAGCUCUGUCAGAUUUAUUUUUGGAGGAGAGUGUGCCGGUGCCUUUUCGAAGAAUACGGUGCUGGGAAUGCUCCAGAAGCUCAAAGUUGAGCGAUGCGAAAUGGGAUAUGAAGCCCGAGGACCUUUCGAAGGAUCUUGAAGGAGCCGACUUGAUCUUGCAUUUCGGUCUCCAGAGCGUUUUGUGAGCUUGUCAUGGUUUCAAUGCGCCGCAAGAGACGAUGUUAAUAUACUACCUCGUUCAGUACCAGUUGCGUUUACCGAUAGCGCUGCCUCUGUCAAGGGAGGAUUGCUGCGGCAUUGCAGCAAUGCGUGUAUCACCUUGACAGGUCUUUUUUGGUUCUCGUCUGCAGUGUUGCUUCGAGACGAACUUGUGUGAAGGAGGAAUCAUUUGUAAGCUGCGUGUUCGAGGCCGGGAUGCUCUCCAACUUGGACAUGGCGGAGUGCUUUGUCUGCGAUCGGUGUGUUUCGCCUCAUAGCCAAUAUUGGCCAACCGGUGGGGAGAAGAUGCCAACGGCCACAAAUUCGAGCGGUUCCUUCCAGUCAUUAAAUUCCACGACACCGUUUAGACUAGACAAGGACACGUCUGUACGGAGUUCAUAUUAAUGGUACCUAGGAAGGACGGGUACGAGGAAUGCUGCCUCGCAAGGCUGAGCAUAGCCUUCGUGAUCACGUGCAAGGCUCGAUGACAAGGGGGGCAUGAAACAGGAAUGGACCAAAG